This is a messenger RNA of Talaromyces rugulosus, 2541 nucleotides long. RefSeq lists its product as uncharacterized. Bases 1 to 2541 code for a protein of 846 amino acids. Lineage: Eukaryota; Fungi; Ascomycota; Eurotiomycetes; Eurotiales; Trichocomaceae. The record is from RefSeq and is a predicted model, not a curated record. Gene Ontology annotation, cellular component: TORC2 complex. Gene Ontology annotation, biological process: TORC2 signaling. The transcript has a single exon.
AUGCACUCGACCCGCCCUGACCGGCGAGCGGCGCCUCAGCAACCGCCUCCUCGCGCCCAGCAGCAACAGCAGCAGCAGCACCAGCGUCAGCGAAUCGAUGCACUACGCCCUGGCUCGUCGAGCAGCAGUGAUGGCUCUUCCGCCUCGUCACAGGUGACCACGCUUUCCCGCCCCAAGAAUAACACCCUCUACUCGCUCAAUUCGUCGUCUCACCGUCUCCCUCGCAACUCGUCCGGCGUCGGCAACGGCACCAACAGCAGCAACGUCUCCCUACCCUCCGUAACCGUUCAACGACCAAGCGGCGGCGCUCCUGUGAGAGCGCAGCAGAAUGAGCCUUUUACUCAAAAACAAUUCCCGCGACUUCCCCAGCACCAGCAGCAACAGUCGCACCAUCAUCAUCGGCCGCGACAGCAUUCACAGGGCUUCUUCGAACCGUCGCUUCCCACCGCCAGUCUCGCUGAACACGCCUCCAACAUGACCGCCCUGUCCGCAUCGCAGAUUGCUGCGCAGGCGGCAAUGCAGUCGACCCAUCACGUCCGAAACCGAUCGCAGACUGUCCCUGUCGAAGACGGGCCCAAGGGCCGCAAGGGCAGUCGAGACACUCCAUCCCCAUCCCAGUUUGCGCCCACUGUCACCGCCACCCACACUCGAAGAGACUUUUCAGCGCAGACGUAUCAAAACGGCCUCGUGGGUUCGAAUGCAGCCGCGGCGACAACUGCAGCCAACGUGGUCUUUCCACGCAGCCCCGGCGCGGAAACUGUGGACCAGAAACACAAGGCCGAAAGGUCAAAAAAGAAGCUCUUUUCAAAACCAAAACACAUCGGCAUAUCGAGAGACAAGGAAUGGAAGGACAAGGCUCUCCCGUCUCCUAGUAAACUCGGGUUUGGCGGAUCAGGCGGGCUGUCGAAAAUCGUCAGUGCGUCGACAACAAACCUAACCGAUAUGAGCUCGAACAAUUCAUCCUUGUAUAAUCUGUCAAAUGCUUCGGCCAGUACCGUCGUCCCGGUGGAUAGGGCAGAGAAGGACAAGGACAAGGAUAAGGACAAAUCACACAAACACCACUUUUUAUCACGGCAAAAAUUAAAGCUUAAAGAUGACCACUUUCAUCUACCUCUAUCAUCGGCUUCCAGCAACUCCAAGCCAUUGGAUCCCAACGCACCGCAGUCUCUCUACAGCUUUACUCCGUCGUCUCCACUAUCAACUGGAUUUGGAAAGUCAGGGUUGGAUAUUCUUCACGGUGGUCGGGCUCUACGAGAGAAAAAGCGAGAAGAAAAGGCCAUGGCAUCGGCAGCGGCCAUAGAUGCAAAUCGAGAUCAAGAAUCCGAGUGGCUUGCUGGCGCUGGCAGUGCGAACGCCUCAGCCGCGCUUGUUGGGGCUCCAUCGCUGGCCAGUACAGCGGGAACGUACAACAACGACAGCGUGAAGGAAGCACUACAGGGCUUUGGUCUACAUAAUAUGACGGCAGAAGACGUGUGGGACUUUCUCAAAGCGAAACUACUGGUCGUGUUUGACGGUGGAGAUGUGCGGAUCGCAGUGGAAGAUUUGAAUAAGCUUGUGAUCAUCCAUAUCCAACGCUGCGUACAGAAGCAUAUGCCAACAGUCGUCGAAGACCUACGAGAUUUACUAUACACAGGGUUUUCCACCCUGAACCACUCCAUCAGUGGAGUGCAGGACGAGAAGUUGAUUCCACAUUUGGUCCAGAUCUGGAUCUCAGCGUUUGGGACUAUUUUGCCCUUUAUCCAAGCGGUUUUCCUGCCUUUGGAUCUCGAAUUCAAGGGCCACGGGUCUGUAAUGAACGACCGCGAAGCCAGGGAAUUUUGGGGCGCUUUUCCGACAAAUCAAGACUCGCCGGAGACAGCAAUCGGAGACGCGCUCGACGUGCGUACCAUUGUGCUAAUUGCAUUCCGAGACGCAGUGAUCCUACAGCGCUAUGAAGGACUAAAGGCGGUCUUCUCUCGUCUGAGUCUAGACACAAUCGAUGCCACUUUUGGGGCAUUGAGCGGCACUUCCAACAGCAGUAACAGUGGCGGUCGACCCGCCACGGCCGCCUCUUUAGAUCCCAACUACAGUAGCGUCAACUCUCAGUCAUCGAACGCGUUGAACGUCGCAGGCAGCUACUCAUCAGACUCUCUCAGCGCGACACGGAGUCGCGCAACCUCAAACACGUCAUCGAACCCAGACCAGUUGAUUUUCCAGUCGUUUACAUCGCCGCAGCGCCAAAUGCAGUCAUUCCGCUUCAACCAGGCUACAGACACCUCGCAUGUAAUCACUGACACGGUAGGCCGGCUACUGCAGUGUUUCAGCGUGCUUGCCAGCGUGCAGAGCAACGAUGAGGCCCAGGAGCGCGUCGAAACGCUGAUGAAAUCGCUCAAGCACAAUUGGCUUGGGCGCGGCCGCACAGGACGCGACCGACGAGGCUUUGUCGGCACCAAAGUGCGGCCAGUGGCUCUGACCGGCGAUUCAGCGAGUGGCAAGACGAACGGCAGCGAGAAUGGGCGUUGGAAUAUGGCAUCGUCUUGGAGCAUGAAUAGCAUGCUGUAG